Messenger RNA from Juglans regia (Persian walnut), 1709 nucleotides. Its product is annotated as cytochrome P450 87A3-like. The transcript is spliced from 9 exons. The coding region runs from base 65 to 1501 and encodes 478 amino acids. Gene Ontology annotation, molecular function: oxidoreductase activity, acting on paired donors, with incorporation or reduction of molecular oxygen; heme binding; monooxygenase activity. Lineage: Eukaryota; Viridiplantae; Streptophyta; Magnoliopsida; Fagales; Juglandaceae. The record is from RefSeq and is a predicted model, not a curated record. Gene Ontology annotation, biological process: sterol metabolic process.
AGCUUUGGAACUCAAGUACCGCCAUUGAUUCAGUACUACUCGGCAAUAUUUAAAGAUAUUGAUCAUGAUCAUGUGGUUCUUUAUUCCAUGCCUUACUGCUUUACUUGCAGUUGGGAUUAGUCAUUGGGUUUACAUGUGGCUUAACCCCAAGUGCAAUGGCAAGCUUCCUCCUGGUUCAAUGGGCUUUCCCAUUAUCGGUGAAACCUUGGAGUUCUUCGCUCCUCAUCCAUUUCACAGCAUCCCUCCCUUCAUUAGAAACAGAAUGGAGAAGUAUGGGGCAGUAUUUAGAACAAGCUUAGUUGGGAAAAAGGUGGUAGUUUCCACGGAUCCUGAAGUCAAUACUUACAUUUUUCAACAAGAAGAUAGAUCUGUCUUAUUAUGGUACACAGAGAGUUUCAUGAAAGUUCUUGGAAAAAAAAGUCUUCUCACUCAUCACGGGGUAAUUCACAAAUACCUCAAGAACUUGAUUCUACACCAUGUUGGCCCCGAAAACCUCAAGGCAAAUGUAAUGAGUGAACUGGAUGCAGUGAUUUGCAGUCAUCUGCAUGCUUGGGCUAGACAUGGAACUGUGGACUUGAAAGAAGUAACCUCAAAUAUGUUAUUUGACUAUGCUGCUAAGCAGUUGAUGAGUUAUGAUGAGUCGAAGACACCCUUGAAAUUGGCAGAGAAUUUCAAAGCUUUUAUCUAUGGUCUCCUCUCUUUUCCUCUUGACAUCCCUGGCACUGCAUAUCAUGCUUGUCUCCAGGGACGUAAAAAUGCUACAAAGAUAAUUACGGAUAUCUACAACGAUAGGAAAGCAUCAAAGAUUCGUCGUGGUGAUUUCUUAGAUCAUUUGCUUGAGGAAGUAGAGAGUGAAAAGUCUUUUUUGAAUGAAUCAUCUGCCAUUGACUUGGUCUUGGUGCUUCUGUUUGCUUAUCAUGAAACUACUUCGACGACCUCAACAUUAGUACCAAAGUUUAUCUCUGAUCAUCCAGACGUGCUGGCUGAACUAACGAAAGAGCACGAGGAAAUUCUGAAAAAUCGUGAUGAUGAGACAUCUGAAAUUACGUGGCAAGAAUACAAGUCAAUGACUUUUACACAUAUGGUUAUCAAUGAAACCGUAAGGUUGGCAAACAUUGUCCCGGCGAUUUUCAGAAAAGUCGUAAAAGAUGUGGAAGUGAAGGGAUAUACAAUUCCUGAAGGCUGGCUAGUCAUGGUUGUUCCAUCUGCUCUACAUCUAAACCCAGAUGUGUACACCGAUCCUCACACAUUUAACCCAUGGCGAUGGGAGGGAAAAGAAUUGCAUGCAGGGUCUAAAACGUUCAUGGCGUUCGGUGGUGGUGUGAGACUCUGCGUGGGAGCCGACUUUGCAAAGCUCCAAAUGGCCAUAUUUAUUCAUUACUUGGUCACAAAAUACAGGUGGAAAAUAAAUGGAGGAGAUGAGAAGAUGAUUCGAAGGCCAGGCUUGGUGUUCCCGAAUGGUCUACCAAUUGAGAUCUCCGAAAAGGACAUGAAGUGCUGAUGAAGAAGAGAUCAUUAGAUCCAAUGCGGAACGAAAUAAAUGCACCUCAUGAUGGUCUUAUAUAUUAAUGGUGCCUAUUAUUAUAUAUUGCUGCUUUGAGAUAUCUUAAUUAGGUGAGGGAUGCAAAAAUUAAUCAUGUAUUAGUGAUAUUGAUGAUUAUUAGUGCGUGUUUAAUUUUCCAAUCAAUAACAUGAUGAUUUUAGGUAUU